UUCUCCUCAUCCUCCAUUUCAACAACUUCUUCACUCGCAAAAAAAAAAAAACCCUAAAUUCUUUCAAAGAACCCAAGAAUCAUCAUCACAUCUCUCUCCCUCUCUCUCCCUCUCCCUAGUAUAUAUAUAACGGUUAAAGACUAUGAUUCCGGCGGAAAUAACCGGAUUAUUACACUAUCUACCACCGGAAAACCCGAUAACUAUUCCGGCGGCGGCGGAGUUCAGCAUGUUCCAAACCAGCAUGCCCUCACCAUCAUCGCCAUCUCUGUCUUCGCUGUACUACCUCAACAGUCUCACGAUCAACAGCUCAUCAUCCAACGGUCAAGAACUCAUCGUGAGCAACAACUCGACAUCGGACGAGGAUCACCAACAGAACAUCAUCGACGAGAGGAAACAGAGAAGGAUGAUAUCGAACAGAGAGUCCGCCCGAAGAUCGAGGAUGAGGAAGCAGAAGCAUCUCGACGAGCUUUGGUCUCAAGUGUUAAGGCUUCGCAACGAGAACCAUUGCCUUAUCGAUAAGCUGAACCGAGCAUCAGAGAGCCACGACCUAAUCUUGAAAGAGAACGCCAAACUCAAAGAAGAAGCCUCUGAUCUCCGACAACUUAUCACCGAAAUGCGAGCCGACAACAACAACAACGACAACAUCUGUAUUAGUUUUCUUAGGGAGCUUCAAGAUUUUGACCCUUCCAUCAAACUGUAGAAUCAAUAAGAGAGACAGAGACAGAGAGAAAGAGAGAGAUCGAUUUUGGUUGUCUUCUUUUUCUUCUUCUUCUCCGUUUCAACGUCGCUUGAUCUUUAUGUUUUUGCUUGUAUUAUAUAUAUAUAUAUUGUAUUUUGCGUGUUAAAGUUAAAUAACUUCUUUGGUGAGCA
Molecule: messenger RNA, 870 nt
Organism: Tarenaya hassleriana
Lineage: Eukaryota; Viridiplantae; Streptophyta; Magnoliopsida; Brassicales; Cleomaceae
Product: basic leucine zipper 43
Exons: 1
Coding region: 143-700 (185 amino acids)
Biological process (GO): regulation of DNA-templated transcription
Molecular function (GO): DNA-binding transcription factor activity
Source: RefSeq, a predicted model, not a curated record